This is a messenger RNA of Williopsis jadinii, 4229 nucleotides long. RefSeq names its product putative acid anhydride hydrolase (gene YPK9). Gene Ontology annotation, molecular function: ATP binding; ATPase-coupled monoatomic cation transmembrane transporter activity; ATP hydrolysis activity. Bases 173 to 4153 code for a protein of 1326 amino acids. Lineage: Eukaryota; Fungi; Ascomycota; Saccharomycetes; Phaffomycetales; Wickerhamomycetaceae. Gene Ontology annotation, cellular component: membrane. The transcript has a single exon. The record is from RefSeq and is a predicted model, not a curated record. Gene Ontology annotation, biological process: intracellular calcium ion homeostasis.
CCUAGCUUCAACACACUAUCGUUUGCAGUUCACAGUGCUCAGCGGGCUGGUUUACUGCUUUUCUCAUUGAUACGUAUAGAUACAACAGAAGCUGUGGUUCUGGACUGUUUAUACCCGUCACAAGAGCACACAGGGAGAGACAUAGAAGCACAGCAAGCCAUAAUUGGACAGGAUGGACCACUCACACAGACCGUCCGUGGCGUCACGGAGGGAGUCUGUGGUGUCACAGACCGAGGUCAACAGCACAGAGAUGUUUGGAGGCGCCGGUUCUGAAAUCAUCCCCUCGUCGAUUUCGACAUUCCACCAUCAUCACCACUUUGGAGGGAGACAGUCAGACAGCCGUCACAGCUCAGUCCCGAGCUCCGCGGCGUCAUCGAUACGACGUGGCAGAAUGGCCCACUCUCCAAGCGAGGUGGUGAACCUGACACGGUUACACUCGCGUACAAGUUCUCAUGGCCGCUCAAGGUCUCAGUCAAUCGACCAGUUCCGAUUCUUCGACCCACAGGACAUUGAGGCUGCCCAAGGUACAUCCACAAUGGAUGAGAAUGUGGACUAUGAUACCAACUGGGACGAAGAUUACAGAAGGGACAGCUUCACAAGCGCAAGUGUCCAUGAUUAUGGGUCUCUUGAAAGAACCACGACGACGUCGACCUAUACCUUUAGAGACCGAUUCCCCAGUGAUAGUACUAGAGCCUUGCUCGAGGAGGACGAAGAAAGUGGUAACGAGGAAAUCAACCCACAAACGUCAAACAUAGCAUCUAAUACCCACGAGGUGGAGCCCGAGCUUCAUGAGCAGUACUAUCCAUCGUUCCCUGCAAAGUUGCACUUUCAAAGAUUUUACAUUGCCGAGGAGGACUUGGUGUUGGGUAUUGCAGGCUAUAAAACCCAUAGAGCUCGGCUCUACCUGUACUACUUAUUGGUUACUGUCACUCUUGGUAUGUUUUACCUCUUUAUGAGAUGGUUCCCACGCUACAAAUUUGCUCUGAUUGGUGAAAAGACCCCCUUGGCCAAGGCUGAAUGGGUGGUUAUUGAGACUGAACACGGUGAAUUAACAGUUACUCAAGUUCACAGACAGUGGUACAAUAGACCUUUAUCGACAAUAAUGAACGUGCCACAUCUGCAUGUCUCUUCCUCGGACGAAUUGCACGUCAACCUGGAUCCUGUGAUGCCAAUUCUCAUAUCAAUGGAAUACAGGUAUCUGAAGUUCUAUUACACACCAGUGGAGGAUAUCUUUAAGACAAAUACAAACUGGGUGGACCACCAAUGGCUACACCACUCGAAGGAUGGACUCUCUACAGAUCAGUACGAUGAUAGAUCUCUUGUGUUUAACCAAAACACCUUAGAUAUCAAGGAAAGACCAAUAUCACAGCUUCUUGUGGAGGAAGUCUUACACCCAUUCUAUAUCUUUCAGGUGUUUUCCAUCAUUCUGUGGGCAUUUGAUGAGUACUACUACUAUGCAACGUGUAUAUUCUUGAUCUCUGUUGUAUCAAUUGGUAAUACUCUUGUUGAAACUAGGGCAACAAUGAGACGUUUGGCUGAGAUCUCGAGAUUCACCUGUAAAAUUCGUGUUUGGAGAAAUGGCUUCUGGAAAGAGAUUGAUUCCAAUGAUCUAUUCCCCGGUGAUGUGUAUGAAAUAUCAGAUCCUUCGCUAAACACUGUCCCAUGUGACUCUGUGCUGUUAUCAGGUGACGCUAUUCUGAACGAGUCAAUGCUAACCGGUGAAUCAGUCCCGGUGUCAAAGUUACCUGCAACAGAAGAAACGUUGGGAUGCUUGGUGGAGGCAUCAUCGCAGAUCCCUGCUAUAUUGGCUAAGUCGUACUUAUUCAAUGGAACUAAAAUCAUCAGGGUUCGCCAUGCAGCUUCUGAUCCAGCACUUGCACUGGUUACACGUACUGGGUUUUCGACAACAAAGGGGUCUCUUUUACGCUCUAUGUUAUUCCCAAAGCCUGCUGGAUUCAAGUUUUAUGAGGAUUCUUUCAAGUACAUCGGAUUCAUGUCAUGCAUUGCUGGCUUUGGCUUCAUCUUCUCCACCAUCAACUUCAUAAAGUUGGGAUUGGGAACACGUAUCAUUGUUCUCAGAGCUCUUGAUAUCAUUACCAUUGUUGUUCCACCUGCAUUGCCUGCGACACUAACCAUAGGCACUAGUUUUGCUUUGGCAAGACUAAAGAAGAAGAAUGUGUUUUGUAUUGCACCUACCCGUGUUAAUGUUGGGGGCAAGUUGGACAUUUUAUGCUUUGAUAAAACUGGUACAUUGACAGAAGAUGGCUUGGACGUCUAUGGUGUCCACUCCGCUGCAAAUUUUGAUCAACUGAGCACCAAUAUCAACGGUUUGGACGAACAUAUGGUUAGAGCUAUGGUUGCUUGUCAUUCUCUCAGAGUUGUGGACAACGAACUAAUAGGUGAUCCAUUAGAUUACAAGAUGUUUGAGUUCACCAAUUGGAACUAUGAGGAGGAAUUCAAAGGCUUCAAUCCUUCAAGCGAAGGAUCAGGCGAUGAGAAUAUUCUUCCUGAGAAUGCAGGUAUCACACCUGCUGUUGUCUAUCCAAAGGAUAAGAGCAGAAUGUUUGGUAUUCUUAAGAGCUUCGAGUUUGUAUCAGAGCUGAGAAGAAUGAGUGUUGUUCUCAAAAGUGGAAACGACCUUAAUGUCUUUACAAAAGGUGCACCGGAGGUUAUUAGAGACCUCUGUGAUGCCAAAUCAUUCCCCCCAAAUUAUGACGCUUUACUUCACCAUUAUACACAUAGUGGUUAUAGAGUUAUUGCAUGUGCAGGGAAGAAGCUGAAGAAGAACACUUGGCUCUACUCUCAAAAGAUAUCCCGUUCCGAAGCUGAGUCCAAUCUGAGAUUCCUAGGAUUCAUAGUCUUCGAGAACAGAUUAAAACCAUCAACUGCCGGCGUGUUGGCACAGUUGAAGCAAGCAAAGCUGAGAACCGUCAUGUGUACAGGUGAUAACCUUUUGACAGCUGUCAGUGUUGGACGCGAGUGUGGUUUGAUUCAGGAGGAUCUUAUAUUUGUUCCACAGUUCAUCGAUGAUGAACUUCAGUGGGUAGAGAUCAAUGACGAGAGCUUGAGAUUGGAUAGAAACACGUUAGAACUACACGGAUCGUACAAGUCGUAUGGCUUUGCUGUUUCUGGAGACGUAUUCAGGUACUUGUUGAAGGAUGAGACACAUGGGUUCUCUGAGCACUACAUCGAUACGAUAUUCUUGCACGCCAACAUCUUUGCUCGUAUGUCUCCUGAUGAGAAGCAUGAGCUUGUUGAGAGACUUCAAGAUUUGGACUACACAGUGGGAUUCUGUGGUGAUGGUGCUAAUGACUGCGGUGCUUUGAAGGCCGCAGACGUUGGUGUUUCUCUUUCUGAAGCUGAAGCCUCUGUUGCUGCUCCAUUCACAUCACGUACUUUUGAAAUAUCUUGUGUUCUUGAAGUUAUCAGACAAGGACGUGCAUCUUUGGUUACAUCUUUUAGUUGUUUCCAGUACAUGUCCUUAUAUUCUGCGAUCCAGUUCGUCACAGUGUCUAUUCUCUACAAGAGAGGAUCGAACUUGGGUGAUUUCCAGUUCUUGUGGAUUGAUCUGUUCUUGAUCUUGCCAUUAGCCAUAUUCAUGUCGUGGUCAGAUGCGUAUGGCACAGUCGUUGCAAAGAGACCAUCUGCGAAUCUUGUAUCUCCAAAGCUUUUGAUCCCACUUGUUUCGAACAUUGUUCUUUUGCUUCUGUUCCAAGUGUUCAUCUGGCAAUAUGUACAGACAGAGCCAUGGUAUAUUAAGCCAGUUCCAGGUGGUGAUGAUGCGGUCCAGUCCUCAGAUAACACUGUUCUGUUCUUGUUCUCCAACUUCCAGUACAUCCUGUGUGCACUGACAUUGACCGUCGGCCCACCGUACCGUGAGCCUAUUGUCAAGAAUGUGCCAUUCAUUAUCAACGUCAUCGUCUGUGUCGUGCUCUCCAUUGCCCUGAUGAACGUUGACAGUGAAGGGUUCUGGGGCGAGCUUUUCCAACUCACUGCAAUAUCAUUGGGAUUCAAGUGGCUCAUCGUGGUUGCCGCGGUGCUCAAUUGGCUCGUUUGCCAAUACAUUCCACCACGUUUCAAAGGACUGAUGCGUAAGAAGAUCAGCUCCAAGAAGUACAAGAGAUUACUCAGAGAGAAGAGAGGAUCCGUUUAGACAAACAAUCAUACAUUUUACAUACAUGUUAUAAAACUAUUUGGCAAUGAUAGGUGUACUAUAUGGUUUCCACAGA